Molecule: messenger RNA, 2539 nt
Organism: Manis javanica (Malayan pangolin)
Lineage: Eukaryota; Metazoa; Chordata; Mammalia; Pholidota; Manidae
Gene: APCDD1
Product: APC down-regulated 1
Biological process (GO): negative regulation of Wnt signaling pathway
Cellular component (GO): plasma membrane
Molecular function (GO): Wnt-protein binding
Source: RefSeq, a predicted model, not a curated record
GCCGCCGACCGGCGCGACCUCCCGGGUGGAGGCGGGAGCGCAGAGUGCGCGCGGCGUCGCGGCCGCUGCCGGGAACGGGGCCCUAGGACGGCGAGUGACUCCGGCGGUUCGGUGCGCGCAGGAGGUUCCGAAGGAAGACUGGAGAUGUCCUGGCUGUGUCGCCUCCUGCUCCAGUACCUGUUCCCGGCCCUUGCGCUGCACGGGCUGGCCGAGGGGUCUGCUCUCCUUCAUCCAGACAGCAGAUCCCAUCCUAGGUCCUUAGAGAAAAGUGCCUGGAGGGCUUUCAAGGAGUCACAGUGCCAUCACAUGCUCAAACAUCUCCACAAUGGUGCCAGGAUCACUGUGCAGAUGCCACCAGCCAUCGAGGGCCACUGGGUGUCCACUGGCUGUGAGGUGAGGCCAGGCCCAGAGUUCCUCACAAGGUCCUACAGAUUCUACCACAACAACACCUUCAAGGCCUACCAGUUCUACUACAGCGGCAACCGCUGCACCAGCCCCACGCACACCCUCGUCGUCCGGGGCAAGAUCCGCCUGCGCCAGGCCUCCUGGAUCAUCCGUGGGGGCACCGAGGCCGACUACCAGCUGCACAAUGUGCAGGUCGUAUGCCACACGGAGGCAGUAGCCGAGAAGCUCUGCCAGCUGGUGAACCGCACGUGCCCCGGCUUCGUCCUCACGGGGGGUGCCUGGGUGCAGGAUGUGGCCUACGACCUGUGGCGGGAAGAGAACGGCUGUGAGUGCACCAAAGCUGUCAACUUCGCCAUGCAUGAGCUGCAGCUCAUCCGGGUGGAGAAGCAGCACCCACUGCACGACCUGGACCGCCUGGUGGAGGAGCUCUUCCUCGGCGACAUCCAUACAGAUGCCUUGCAGAGGAUGUUCUACCGUCCGUCCAGCUACCAGCCACCGCUGCAGAACGCCAAGAACCACGAUCACGCCUGCAUCGCCUGCCGCAUCAUCCACCGGUCGGAUGAGCACCGCCCGCCACUCCUGCCCCCCAAGGCCGACCUGACUGUGGGCCUGCACGGCGAGUGGGUGAGCCAGCGCUGUGAGGUGCGGCCCGAGGUUCUCUUCCUCACCCGCCACUUCAUCUUCCACGACAACAAUAACACCUGGGAAGGGCAUUACUACCACUACUCUGACCCCAUCUGCAAGCACCCCACCUUCACCAUCUACGCCAAGGGCCGCUACAGCCGGGGCGUGCACUCCUCCAGGGUCCUGGGAGGAACAGAGUUUGUGUUCAAAGUGAAUCACAUGAAGGUCACCCCCAUGGACGCGGCCACAGCCUCCCUCCUCAAUGUCUUCAGCGGCAAUGAAUGUGGGGCUGAGGGCUCCUGGCAAGUGGGCAUCCAGCAGGAUGUGACCCACACCAACGGCUGUGUGGCGCUAGGAAUCAAACUACCUCACACGGAAUAUGAGAUCUUCAAAAUGGAGCAGGAUGCCCGCGGCCGCUACCUGCUGUUCAAUGGCCAGAGGCCCAGUGAUGGGUCCAGUCCUGACAGGCCAGACAAGAGAGCCACGUCCUACCAGAUGCCCUUGGUCCAGUGCGCUUCUUCUGCUCCCAGAGCUGAGGACUUCUCCGAAGACCACAGGGGGCGCCAGUAUGGGAGCCAGGCACCUGGGAGGAGUGCUUGUUCCCUGCUCCUUGUGCUCACCUGUCUUCUGGCUCUGCUGCACUGGAACACUCUCCGAUAGAAGCUUUUACAAAACUUAUAUUUUUCCAAACCAGGAUUCCUUACAAUUGACAGAUUUUUCUUUGCAAAAAGAAAAGACACUUCUAGUUCUGAUGCACUUGAAUGCCUGAGAACUGGCGUUCCUUUUCUCCGGCCUCACCCCUCUCUCGCAGCCUGAGUCAUGAGCAGAGCUGUUUGAAGUUUCUGCUUUGAACUCCGUCCAGUCGGGUGGCUGGCCGGGAUGCCUUCACAACAGUAAUUGCACUGUAAGACCGCAGAGAGUUUCGGGCUAGGGUGUUUGUCAGAGGGAGCAGGGUGAAAGCUAGAUCCUCUUCUUUUCUUCUUCUUAAUUAUUUUUAUAUUUCUGAAUUGAGCUUAGAAGACAGGACUAUCAAGCUACAGUUUUUCCUGCCACUAUUUGCUUCCUGUCCUCCUUUGGGAUUGUUUUACUCUCUGACUUUCACAACCUGGAAUUUGUGCAGAGCUGGUUUGGAAUGGCAAUCAAGAUACUUUUAUUAAUAAAAAAGAGACUUGUGUGUAGAUAUGUACAUAGGAAAGACACAGGGUUUAGCUUUUGACAACCUUGGCAGCCUUUCUGCAAAAAAAAAGCAGAAAUUCCAAGCUUUCAAAUAUGGAGUGGAGAAGUAUCUGUAAUUAAAACUUCAAAGUAAUUUAAGCUAUUGUUUUAACUUGUUGGGGGCAGAGACACUGGUUUUAUGUGGGUUUCUGGAUGGUUGUGGAAUGCAUGAUGCUUUCUUACUUGCCCAGUAGACAAGGGCUGUCAAGCAAAUACCUAAGCAGUCCUGUCACCAGACAGCAGCAGGGAUGCACAGGCUGGGAACAGUGUAUUAAAUGCUACGUGAAUGAUAAAA